This is a messenger RNA of Salvelinus fontinalis (brook trout), 527 nucleotides long. RefSeq names its product interferon gamma 1-like. The annotation marks the transcript as partial. The transcript has 3 exons. The record is from RefSeq and is a predicted model, not a curated record. Gene Ontology annotation, biological process: immune response. Gene Ontology annotation, cellular component: extracellular region. Lineage: Eukaryota; Metazoa; Chordata; Actinopteri; Salmoniformes; Salmonidae. Gene Ontology annotation, molecular function: type II interferon receptor binding.
AACAAGACUUGGGUAGUGUCAGAUACAAGGCGGUCUCGUUAAGUCAACUCAAGUCAAGGCCUUUGACUGAAGUUUCCGUACACCGAUUGAGGACUAUUGAGCUUUGAAGGAUCUUCAGCGUGAGGUUGAGGACCAUGGAUGUGUUAUCAAGGGCUGUGAUGUGUUUCUGCUUGAUGGGCUGGAUGACUUUAGGAUGGAGUAAUGCUGCUCAGUACACAUCAAAUACCAUGAAGAGCAACAUAGACAAACUGACAGGCCACUAUACGAUCUCCAAGGACCAGCUGUUCAACGGGAACCCUGUUUUCCCCAAGGACACGUUUGAGGACAGUGAGCGGAGGGUGCUGAUGAGUGUGGUUCUGGACGUGUAUCUGAGUAUCUUCAGCCAGAUGCUGAACCAGACGGGGGACCAGGAAGUGAGGGACAGUCUGAAUUAUGUCAAGGGGAAAAUUCAGCAUCUCCAGAAACACUAUUUCCUGGGGAGGAUACCUGAGCUGAGGACACACCUGCAGAAUCUGUGGGCCGUCAAG